Agrilus planipennis (emerald ash borer) is the source of this 1544-nucleotide messenger RNA. It is a transcript of the gene Scp2, whose product is annotated as calexcitin-2. The coding region runs from base 149 to 661 and encodes 170 amino acids. The transcript has 6 exons. Gene Ontology annotation, molecular function: calcium ion binding. The record is from RefSeq and is a predicted model, not a curated record. NCBI's taxonomy places the organism in Eukaryota, Metazoa, Arthropoda, Insecta, Coleoptera, Buprestidae.
UGCACACUGUCGUUGUUGUGCCGUUUAAGUGUUUCCACCUCGUGCACAUCUCUGCUAGUCCGAUUUUAUCCAGCGAUAUAAAUCCCAGUCCCAACUGCAAAGUUACAUUUCCACCGGAGUUAAUAACAACUAAAACUCAAGACCAAAAAUGCCCAUCUCCGAAUUCCGCAAGAAGAAAUUGUUGUACGUGUUCAACGUCUUCUUUGAUGUAAACCAAAGUGGUACCAUUGACAAGAAAGAUUUCGAGUUAGCAAUUGAGAAAGUUUGCAAACUAAGAGGAUGGGGUCCGGGUACCGACCAAUACAAGAAGACCUUCGAUUCUAUGAUCCAAAUUUGGGUGAGUGUAGAUGAGUGGUCUUCUAUGUGGGACGACUUCGCAAAAGAUCCCAACAAUCCCCUGGAGUGGCAACAGCAGUACAUGAAGUUCAUGUUUGACUUAGAAGACGCUAGUAACGAUGGAAGCAUCGACAGCGACGAAUUUACCAGCGUCUGCUCUUCUUAUGGACUUAACGCAUCCGAGUGUAAGGAGGCUUUCCAGAAAAUAUCGGGCGGCAAUAAAACUGUGACCUUUGACCAGUUCCAAGGACUAUGGAAACAAUUUUUCACUUCCGAAAAUCCGUCUGACCCAGGCAACUUCAUAUUCGGAAAAACAAAGUUUUAAUUGUCGCAGCCGCAGAAACUUUUUACCCACUGCAUUCAUUUUCUUUUUAAAUGUUCAACUGCUUUUUUUAAUUUUUUUUUUGAAAUCACCAUUAUUAGCUGUUAAUCGGUCGUCGUUUUGUGUUGUAAGUACGUAUUUGACUAUUACUUCUUUGAAAAAUUAAAACAGAUUUCGCGAUUGCGAAAAAAAUUCGUUCUUCAAUAGAUAAAAGGUUAGAUAGAACAGAAACAGGGUUUAAAAAACCUAACCUAACCAAGUAAAUCAAUUUUUUGUUUUCACAAAAUCCAAUUUUAAAAGAUCAAAAUCUAGUAGAAGCACCAACAUUUCGUUCCAAAGUUGUUUAGAAGAUCAAGAUCUACCUCUGGGCAAAUUUUCAUAGAUUUUCUGAAGGGGACGUACGAUAACUAGAGUCCUGUCUAUAAGAAUAUCUACUGAAGAACGAAAAAAGAAGAUAAACGUACGUACGAUUAUUAUAAUGAUGUUCUUUUUUUAUAACUAACGUAAAGCAAUGUUGGUAUAAAAAUCGUUUAUAUCCUUCUGCAUUUCUAAUGAUAAAAUUACAUACUUAUUAUAAUAAUAACAGCGCUUGAGGGAACUUUUUAAUAAACAUUAAACGUAUAAAAAUUUAUGCGAAAACAAAAAAAAAAAAGAAACCGUUGUCGUUAAAUGUUUAAUGUUUUAGGUGUUAUAUCACAUGAAUGUAAUAUUCGUAAUUUGUAUCUAUUUUUUAUCUGUUACUAAAUUACUAACUUAUCAAUAUGAAAAUGUAAUGAAUUUGUGGGAAGAGGUUUGACUUAUCGAUAGUGAACGAAUUAAUUGUCAACAAUUGAUGUAGAUUGAAUUUCAGAAAAAGGAAUAAACAGUUAUUUUCAAUUUAUCAACA